Molecule: messenger RNA, 432 nt
Organism: Saccostrea cuccullata (small rock oyster)
Lineage: Eukaryota; Metazoa; Mollusca; Bivalvia; Ostreida; Ostreidae
Product: putative nuclease HARBI1
Exons: 1
Source: RefSeq, a predicted model, not a curated record
AUGGCGUUAUUACAAGCAAUUUUAGAAGAAAAUAAAAUUCGAAAGAACAGGAUCUUUAGGGAUAGGCUAAAUCCAUUGGAUGCGUAUGACGACGCGGAAAUUCUUUCCCGCUAUCGAAUGACAAGACAUUGUUUGAUGGAUGUCAUUGACAUUGUAAGAAAGGAUGUGUCACAUGAGACAAAAAGAUCUCAUGCCCUUACGCCUGAGGAACAAACUUUUGCUGCUUUGAGGUAUUAUGCAACUGGUUCUUUCCAGCAAGUGGUUGGGGACAUUUUAGGACUCAGUCAACCCAGCGUUUCCAGAGCAGUGAAGAAUGUUUCCAAUGCACUGGCUAGUUUUGCGGGACAAGUUAUUCAAUUCCCGACGGAUUGCCGAAAACUUCAAACUGUUAAAGAAGGUUUUAUGCCAUUGGAGAAAUUUGGAUUUCCAAAU